GGAAGCAUUUUGCUCGAAUCUGUUCAAAGAAGUGUUUAAAAAAAAGUGCCAGAGAAGAUGAAGAUCAUCUUGUUGGGAUUCUGUGUGUUCAUCCUGCAGUUUAUCUCAGGAAAUGCAAAUGCCUUCGUUGAGGAAGUUUUCAAGUGGAAGAAAGUGGAAUAUGAUCAUUUCCCUGUGUCAGAAAAUACGUAUGUUGGCCCAUACAAGUAUUCUAUUCCUGAGAAUGAGAAUAUCGUCAGUAUGGGAUAUCAUCCAGCCAGUGGGCUGAUGAUUGUGGCUUUUUUGAGAAGGAGACCUGGAGUUCCAACAACUUUGGGAGCUUUCUGCGCAAGUGAAUACUCCCAUGGAUCAAGUCCAAGGAUCUGGCGAUUCCCCAACUAUCACGUUAACGAAUUCAGAGCUACUGACUUUGAAUACUUCACUGAUAUUUAUGGAAGGAAGCAGUGGAAUCCUCUUAACAAGUAUGCCUACAAUCAAUUCAACAGUGCAUUCAAUACUGGUUACAAUAACUACCAAUGGAACCUCCAACCGUAUCGCUUUAAGAAGGAUGUUUCACACAUUACCACAGGACUCCCCCUUGAAGUUCAGAGAAUCGUCGCUGUCUAUCACAUCACAAUUGAUGAGAGAUGCAACCGCGUAUUCUUUGUGGACAAUGGACAGGUGACCUACAACCACAACACAACCUACAUUAUCCAAAAGCCAGCACUUGUGGUUGUUGGGCUCCCAACAAAUGGUUGCCACCUCAGGAACUUUCCGACACUUCGUCGUGUUGAAAUCCCAGACAGAAUCACAGCCAGAGGAGCUGAUGGAUUCAUGCACGUUACCCUGGAUUACCAACCAGGAGAUUCAUGCGAUGAUCUCUUCCUCUACAUCACAAACACCUUCCACAACUACCUGACUGUUUAUGAUUACAAAAAGAAUGAUUUCUGGUCAUUUGAACAUGAAACCUUCAAUCCAAUUGCUGCUGAAUCUCACUUCGUAUUCGACAAGAGCUUCACUUACCAACUGAACAUGGGAAUUCUUUCCGUUGCUCUUGGUUAUCCAGAUCAGUAUGGCGAUAGAGUUGCCUACUAUACACCUGUUGCAGGUAUAGCCCAGUACGCUGUGUCUACUAAAGUGCUCAAGGAUAAGAGCAAAUCUGACUUUUACUACACUCCAAGUGAUUUUGCAAUUAUGGGCUAUCGUGGAUGCAACCACCAAUCCCUGAAGACAGUCAUCGACUACACAUACGGCGUAAUGUUCUACUCUGAAACCCAGUCAAACCAAAUCCGUUGCUGGAACAUCAGUCAACCCCUCAAUCCGGACAACAUUGGGGUUGUCUACGAGUCUGAGGAGCUCACAUUCGGUGCCCAAAUGUUCAUUGAUUCUCUGGGAUUCCUUUGGUUCCACUCAACGCAAAUUCCAGUUGUCUACAGCUCAGAUGUGCCCCUCAACCUGGAUCAGGUGAACACUAAAUUAUUCAGAGUACGCGUAUCUGAUGCUAUUCGUGGAACUGUCUGUGCUAAUGGGCAUCAGUAUAUCUUUUGAGCAUGAUUUUUUAUUGAAAAUUCUCUGAAUAAAGAAACGAGCAAUAAAACGAGAUAUAAUUUUUUUUCUUAAA
Lutzomyia longipalpis is the source of this 1600-nucleotide messenger RNA. RefSeq names its product L-dopachrome tautomerase yellow-f2-like. The coding region runs from base 58 to 1527 and encodes 489 amino acids. The record is from RefSeq and is a predicted model, not a curated record. Lineage: Eukaryota; Metazoa; Arthropoda; Insecta; Diptera; Psychodidae. The transcript is spliced from 2 exons. Gene Ontology annotation, cellular component: extracellular region.